CCUUCCAUUCGUUACACAUUUUCUACACGUUGUUCAUGAACUCCAGCCAGGACGGGGGCCAGUACAUUGUGGUGGUAUACAUAGACAACCAGCUGGCAGCUCGUUUUGACCCCACCACCAGAAGAUUGUUGCCUCAAGUGGCCUGGCUCCUUAAUGUGACGGAAGAGGACUCUCAUAUCUGGGAUGAAACAUCUCAGAGAGUGGACAGAACAGAGUCGUUGUUCAGGAAUGAACUCCAUAUCUUGCGCAUCUACCACAACUCCAGCAGAGCAGGGUUUCACAGCUGGCAGAACGUGAUUGGCUGCGAGCUGAGCGAUGAAGGCCAGAAGCAGGGCAUUUACCAGUAUGGCUAUGAUGGGGAAGACUUCAUCAGCUUGGAUCAGAAGACCCUCUCUUGGACUGCAGUCAGUGUCCAUGCUCAGGAGCUCAAGAGGAGGUGGGAAGCUGAGCCUUCAAUCACCCAUAGCAGGAAUUACUGUUUGGAGAACAACUGUGUUGAGCUCCUUCAGAAGUGCAUCAUGUACGGAAAGGAUUCCCUUCUGAGGAAAGAACCCCCAGUGGCUGAAUUAAUGUGCAGCAUCCAGUACAAGAGCCUGGUGAGCUGCGACUGCAAAGUCUAUGGCUUCUAUCCCAAAGAGGUGAAUGUCACCUGGAGGAAGGAUGGAGAAGUCUGGAAGGGAAAUACCUCCAGUCCAGGUGUUCUUCCAAACUCAGACGGGACCUACCAUACUUGGCUGAGAAUCGAGGUUGACCCGGAGGAGAAGAGGGACCAUUACCGCUGCUACGUGGAACAUGCUGGGCUGCCGGAGCCUCUGAUCAAGGCCUGGAAGAAACCUGCCACCAGCCAGGAAUUUGAAAUGUAUCCAAUGCUUGAUUGUAUCCCUCUGGUAAUGCAACUUAGAAUUGCAUUAGUCUUUUCAGGUUCCCAUUCAUUGCGCAUUUUCUACACGCUGGUCAUGGGCUCCAGCCAGGAUGUGCCACACUACAUUGUGGUGGCGUAUGUGGACGAUCAGCUAGCUGCACAUUUUGACUCCCAUACCAGAAGAAUGUUACCCCAAAUGGCCUGGCUACAUAACAUGAAGGAGGAGGACUCUCAUUUCUGGGAUUUGACAUCACGGAGAGUGAGCACCACGGAGCGGCGAUUCAAAACUGACCUUGCCAUCUUACACAGUUAUCACAACUCCAGCAAAGGGUUUCACAGCUGGCAGCGCGUGAUUGGCUGUGAUCUGAGAAAAGAUGGCCACCGGAGUGGGGUCUACCAGUAUGGCUACGAUGGGGAGGACUUCAUCAGCUUGGAUCAGAAGACCCUCACCUGGACAGCAGUCGACAUCCGUGCUCAGGUGACCAAGAGGAGGUGGGAAGCUGAGCCUUUCAUCGCCCAGAGCAGGAAUAACUUUUUGGAGAUGGAAUGUAUCGAGCUGCUUCAGAAUUGCAUGGUGUAUGGAAAGGAUUACCUGCUGAGGAAAGAGCCUCCAGUGGUGAAGGUAACUCGCAGGAUCCAAUACAGCGGCAUGGAGACCCUCGUCUGCCAAGUCUAUGGCUUUUAUCCCAAAGAGAUGGAUGCCACCUGGAGGAAGGAUGGAGAAGUCUGGGAGCAGGACACCUUCCGGGGUGGUGUCCUUCCAAACUCAGACGGGACCUACCAUGCCUGGUUGAGCAUCGAGAUUGACCCGAACGAGAGAGACCGCUAUCGGUGCUAUGUGGACCACGCCGGGCUGCCAGAGCCUCUGAUCUUGGCAUGGGCAGAACCUGCCUUUUUGCCCAACAUGGGGCUCGUGGCCGGAGUCAUUGGGGUUGUAGUGGCCACAGUCUUUGUUGCUGUUGGAGUGACUGCCUACGUCAGUAAGUAUCUCUUGGGUGGGCACAGGGUGUGUCAUUCGUAGAACGUGGGAG
Molecule: messenger RNA, 1893 nt
Organism: Pseudonaja textilis
Lineage: Eukaryota; Metazoa; Chordata; Lepidosauria; Squamata; Elapidae
Source: RefSeq, a predicted model, not a curated record